GGGUACGUCGGAUGGAUACACGACAUGCGGGACGUCGGCGUGGAAGUGCGCGAGUCCAACAUCCCUGGGGCGGGCAAGGGGUUAUUCGCUACGAGGCUUCACGCUGAAGGUUCUACCGUCUGCAUCUACACGGGGGUAGUGCUGCCCAACCAGCAGGCCUGGAAACUACCGGACAAGUCCUACCUCAUGAAGCUGGGCGACGGCAAGUACGUUGACGCACUCAACUGUCCCGAGGUGCUGGCCCGGUACAUCAACGACUGCAGAGGACACCGCGGAGGCUUCAACGUGCGCUUCGAUAAGCGGCCGCACGAUGACAGAGCUGACGUCGUGGCUGUGAGAGAUAUCCAGCCGGGGGAGGAGCUCUACGUCGACUACGGCCGACUCUACUGGCUGGCCUACAACAUGAUGCACAAGGACAACCCCGUGCGGUAG
Molecule: messenger RNA, 432 nt
Organism: Phytophthora sojae
Lineage: Eukaryota; Oomycota; Peronosporomycetes; Peronosporales; Peronosporaceae
Exons: 1
Coding region: 25-432 (135 amino acids)
Molecular function (GO): protein binding
Source: RefSeq, a predicted model, not a curated record